AUGCCCGAACGUUAAAGCCGCUCUCUCUCUCUCUCUCUCAUGUAUAUAUUUCCCGGCGAUUUUAGAAACAAAAAGAAAUAUUCAUUCCUUUUCCUUCUUCUCGUCUCUGAAAACCCUCUCGAGUCGAACUGGAGGGAUUUUCUCUUCAUAUCUCUCGCAAGUUUUUGGCGGAAGAUCUCUGAAAUCAAUCGGUCGACAAUAAUUGGAGGAACGAAAGAGACAAGAGCUUCGGUCUCAGCUCCCCCCCGCGCGACUCGUCCCACCUAACCAAUGGUGACUUCGAGAGUUUCAGAAGGAGAGAGGUCGCAGGAGUUCACGUUCAUGGCUCGUGAAAACUCCAGGCCCUUGCACAAUUUCUCGUUGCCUUACUUGAAAUGGGGGAAACAAAGGCGUCUUAGAUGUGUCAGAGUGAUUCCAGAUGGAGAAACCCCUUCUCUCGGUCGCAGAUCCCCGGCUUCUGACGUCGAAGUGGAACGUUUUGUCGACGAAAAGAAGCAACGCGAAUCACUGAAGCGCGGAUACUCCAAAGGCUCCGGGAGCUUUAUGAAAUGGCAGUUGCCGCCGAUUGGAGUUUCUGGAGGGAUGUCUAAGAUGGAGAGGGGUGGAGAAGACAGAAUUGAAGCACUCAGGAUAAACAUCGAUUUUCAUCUCCUUGAGGUUGCACAUAAGAAGGAUUUGACGGCUAAGGAUGAUGCAGAAGAAGAUGAACCAUCGUCGUCGGCGGCGGCGGCUAGGCCGUGGAAUCUUAGAACACGAAGAGAUGCUUGUAAGGCUCCAAAUGAAACUGGAGGUGUCUUGAAAAAUGAAGAGAAGCAACAGAAUUCUUCUCCCACGCGAGCUGAGAAUUCAACGAUGAAAUCGCUUCGGUCGAGAGGUUUAGCUUCUACCCAGUGUGUGGAGAAGAAGGAGCGCGAAAAGUUCUCGAUCUCCCUUUCUAGGGAAGAGAUAGAGGAGGACUUUGUAGGAAUAACUGGGACAAGACCGCAUCGAAGGCCAAAGAAGAGGGCUAGGAACAUUCAAAAGCUACUUGAUGCAACUUUGCCUGGUUUAUGGUUGACGGAAAUAACGCCUGAUACGUACAAGGUUCCUGAUUUUCCCGAACCCGGAAAGAUGUAGAGAUUAACGCCAGGAUAGUUUUGAGAAGUUACAAGGUUUCGGUUCGCUGACUCUGGUGCAUUUUGACCUCAUCCAUCUGUACAUUGGAAUUUGACAAGAAGAUGUUUAAUUUCCUGGUGAUCUGUUGUGCAAACCCACUUAUUUUUAGAUGCUAAUUUCAUUUAUUGUCUUCAUUUAUUCCUUUUUUCUUCUAAUUAUGAGAAUGCUUGGCAUAAAUGUGGCUCCUACAAGAGACAAGAAAAGAAUAUUCUUGGCUUUGAGCUUUAUCCUCUGAAUGCACUGUAAUGUUCAUGCAUGUAAUAUGUCCAUCCUAUUAUUUUUUCUUACUAUAAGGAAUAGAAAAGCAAGAGUAAAUGAAUUUGCCUUCAAACUUUCAGAGGCAUCCUAUUGUCAUACAAUUUUAGAUUUUUCUCGGUUCUUUAUGUUCUCCUGCAUUUACAUGAGAGUUGAUUUGCUUAUUUAGGAAUCACUGUUCUCGCAGCUGUAGACCCAAGAUUUGACCACAAUGCAAUUGGAGCAUAUAAUUGUUCCUUUUAAUUGACCGAGGUUUAUUUUUUUUUUUAAUUUUAUUUUUGAAGAAAAGUUGAAAUAAUAAGGUAGAAAUGGUCCCCGUUGCUGUUUGUGGGCUUUCUUUCAUUAAACCUGGUGAGUCGGUGACCAUAUCUUCAUAGAAAACAAAUAGUUGAUCCACGCCAAAAUCCUACUCUCAGUUGGGGCAACUUGAGCCUCUCUGACUGUUGAACCCACACCUACUGUAGUUUGCAAGUGAUCAGUUUGACAAUUCUAUCCAAAGCCGUGAGCUUCAGUGUGAUUUAGACUUCUAUGGAGGUUUGAUGCAUGACAUUGUCAUGGGUAAUUGAUAAUUACUGAUUUUCUUUACAGUCACCUGCUCUGCACCUCCUCUUCAAUUUUUAUUAAUUAGACACAAAUGCAUACACAUCAUGACAAAUCAAUUGAAACAGAAUGCAGGUUCCUAUUCAUAAGUGGAUUUUAAGAAUCUUUCAUUCAUUCUACUUGAUGCUCAAGUCCUUAAACAUGCUUGCAUGAAAGAUAACUUCUUCUUUCCAUCUCUUGUUCAUGGAUUUGGUAUCUAGAAUCUGAUUGAACUUUAAUUUCCAUCAAUUUCAUGGAGUACUUUUGCGCAUUUUAGUCUUAGCAUCUUGUUUUUCAAGUCUUUUCGACCUGAAAGAAGUAGUUCUAGCUUCUUCAUUUUAGAAAAAAGACAAAAAUGAAGAACAUCUUCAGUAGCUUGGAUUCUUGGAAGGUAAAUUGGUUUUGGUUCGGGAUAAAAGUCAAAAGUAACUUCUUUUUUGGUAUUGCAUAUUACAGAUUACAGGGGAAGUCAAUAGUAACAUGAUCCCCGCUUAUAACCUGAAAGCAAUGAGAUUCCUGAAUUGGAUAUGGUGCAGGACUACCAGAUCAGCACAGCACCAUUUCAUGUCACAUAGACCAAGAGCUGAUCCUCCAAUGAUGAGGUCUUAGGAAAAUUCCUACAGCAGCGAGCAUGAAUUGAUAAGCACUCUGUGAAGGGUAUUUGUGGUCGGUUUCCCAGCCAUCCUCCUGGGCUUUAUGCCUAGUCGGCUCUACCCCGUUUCUUAUGUGUCUGAAUCCCUGGCGCAGACUAUAAGCUCUCUCUCUAACCGAAAAUUGGAUAUAAACGUCGGCAAAAUGAAGGUUGUUCUGAUGAUAGCAUGCGCCAUCUAGCAGUGUGAGCACUGACCCAAAUACAAAUAGCCUUGCUUUUUCCAAGAACAAAGCUGCAUUAAGGGUAUGCUUGCUUGGCUUGACAAAAAACAAGAGAGAAGCAGAAAGUUGAGGGAUAGUUGCUAACAAAUUUUGUGAAAUUCUAACAACUUUCCAAGUUUCUGUUUGUCUCUUAUUUUCUAACAACCCAAAUACAGAUACUGCCUAAAGGGGUGAUAAAAUUGUAGAGAAGGUUGUGCACGAAAAUGGUGGGUCCUCGGUCAGGUUAAGGUCUGCGGCAUGAACUUGGAACUUAAAUGUCGACCUUGAAAUGCUUGUUGGUUUGUAGGCAAAGCGUGUUUGGAUCGACGAGUAAAGGCGGCAACUUGUUUUUGACCCAAAAUUUCAACUUGACCAGUGUCCAGAUAGGAAAAUAAUACAUAAGCGUAUAACGAACGAUUAACGAAUUAGCGUUGUAUGCACUAUGCAAAUCAGAUGCGUACUCUGAUA
Messenger RNA from Nelumbo nucifera (sacred lotus), 3309 nucleotides. The record is from RefSeq and is a predicted model, not a curated record. Lineage: Eukaryota; Viridiplantae; Streptophyta; Magnoliopsida; Proteales; Nelumbonaceae.